Molecule: messenger RNA, 2800 nt
Organism: Neodiprion fabricii
Lineage: Eukaryota; Metazoa; Arthropoda; Insecta; Hymenoptera; Diprionidae
Gene: Moca-cyp
Product: peptidyl-prolyl cis-trans isomerase G
Exons: 9
Coding region: 409-2181 (590 amino acids)
Biological process (GO): protein peptidyl-prolyl isomerization
Cellular component (GO): intracellular membrane-bounded organelle
Molecular function (GO): peptidyl-prolyl cis-trans isomerase activity
Source: RefSeq, a predicted model, not a curated record
CCAGUUUGGAACGCGCCCAAAUUUGUUUAUUCAAAAUUCUUUUGGUUCAAAUUUUGAAAAAUCACGCUCGCACACGCUGUUCUAUUUUAAAUCGUUUUGUAUAAUCGAUGUCCGCGGUGGUGCUUGAAUUUCGUAAACGUAUUGGACAAAUUGUCGGACACCAUAUCUUAACCUCAAAAGCGACCAUUUUGUGUACGUUCUCCCGUUGGCACUGCCGAUGCCGCUUCUUAUCUACUACUGCUCGGACCUGAACUACACGUCCCGAGUCCUGUGAGCGGACAGCUUAGCAACCAUUGAUUAUACUUCCUUGAAACAUUAAUAAUGCACUAAUUGCUGCACAAACCACCGAAUCGUAAUUGAAAGUGUCUUCAACGGGGUGCUGGGAUAACCGUUGAUUUGUUAUAACUUAUGCUGAUAGGAAAUUCGAGAACAGUCAUGACUAAGAUCAGGCCUCGGACAUUCUUCGACAUAGAAGUAGGCGGGUUGCCUAUGGGACGCAUUGUCUUCGAACUGUAUUCAGACAUAUGCCCAGAGACAUGCGAGAAUUUUCGUGCCUUGUGCGCAGGCGACAAAGGCCUGGGAAAAACAACUGGCAAGCCGCUGCAUUAUAAGGGAAUCGUCUUUCACCGUGUUGUCAAAGACUUUAUGAUCCAAGGAGGCGAUUUUUCCGUCGGCAAUGGUACUGGUGGCGAAUCAAUCUAUGGAGGAACCUUUGCAGAUGAAAACUUCUCGGUUACUCAUGAUAAACCAUUUUUGUUGUCAAUGGCCAAUCGUGGUAAGGAUUCAAAUGGUUCGCAAUUCUUCAUUACAACUCAACCCGCACCCCACCUCGACAACGUUCACGUCGUAUUUGGAGAAGUGGUUUCUGGGCAAGAGAUUGUCUCGCACAUCGAAGGUCUACCUGUGGAUCGCAUGUCACGUCCCUUACAGGAUGCCAAAGUUGUGAACUGUGGAGAGCUUGUUUUAAAAAUCAAGGGCAAAGUUAAAAAACGGGAAAUAAAGAGUACCAUUGGUUCCCAUUCAUCAUCCUCAGGAGCAUCAUCUUCAUCUGAAUCCAAUUCGCAUGUUGGCAAAAGUAGAAAAAAGAAAAAGUCUAAAAAAAGCAGCAAGAAACGCGCAAGGUCUGAAGAAGGAGAAAUUCCCGACUCUGGUGAUGAGGAUGCUGGGAAACCUCACCCACUUGUGUCCGUAACUAAGAUUGAUCCAGAUGAGAUACCUGAGGUUCCCGCCAAUAAAUUUUUGUACAGAGCUGGGUCAGCCAAUAAUGCUAAUCAGAAAGAAUUUAGGCAACGUUUUGGGCGAGACAGAAAUCGUGGGCAUACAAAGAGUGGACGAAUUAUCAAAGGCAGAGGCGUGUUUAGAUUCCGUACGCCGUCGCGUAGUCGUUCCCGAAGUAUGACUCCUCCACAUUGGAAACAAGCACAAAAUCGUACGAUUAAACUCCAUGAAUUCCAAAAAAUGGAAAAGGAACGUAUGAAAAAGGAAGGCGACUUGGAUGUUGAAGAGGGACAAAGUCAAAUUCAACGGGAGGGCGAGAGAAGAAGGAAAUUUUCUAACACUAGGGGGGAAGUGCAAGGCUUUGAGCAAGAAAAUCAAGAUCUCAAGUCGGAGGUAGCGGUUUUCCGUGACGAGAUUAAUCAGGUGGAGAAUAUAGAAAAUUCAGCACAAGUAUUGCGAAGUCAUGGUAAUGGAAAUACAAACAUUGAGAAAAACGGAAACAGUCGAUCCAGGUCUGAUAAUAGGCGAGGUGAUGGAAGACUGGAUAAGCAUCGCCCAAGUCAUACAAAAACUGAGGAUCACAGAUAUUCUAGGAGAGAUUCCAGAGACAGAAAUCGAAAGCGUGGUCGUUCAAGGUCCAGAGACCGUCGAAGGUCCAGAGAUCGGGAUCAUAGCCGAAGAAGUAGCCGCGACAGAAAAGCUCGGAGGCACCACUCCCCCAGAAGACGUAGUUCCGUAAGACCAACUAACAGGUCAGACAGACACACCGAAGAUCGUCGCGAUAAGCGUAACGAAAGCAAGCGUUCAAGUAAUGUAGACAACAAGGACGAGAAACGAUCAAAUAUUGAUCGCCAAUCAGAUAAGCCCGAAAAAAGUAACGAUAGCUUGACGUCCGUCAUGCAGCCAAAGUUCAAACGCCGAUCACGCUCUUCUAGUAACAGUAGUCGAGCUUCCAAAGCGUAAAAAAUUGAAUUCCAGCGAAAUUACUCCUAGACAAUUCUGUACCGGAAUUUUUUCUUCUCCUUUUAUUUUCCUUCCACCCUUUCAAUAUUGUUUAUCGAUUCUUGAGAAAUUCAAUUAAUCUAUCUCACGUUCGAAUACAUUCUUCUUUAUCAACUUUGUAAAUAAAUCACUCGCGUUUCUCUCUCCUAACGACUGGUCCGAACGUUUUCACUAAUCGUCUGAAUAAAUAGAUUUUCGAAUUAGCUUGGUUUAACGUUGCAUCAGAGUCCAUGAAACCGUCAUUCAUUUCCUCGCCGUAAUUGUACGAGUACCCAGAAGUACAUGACCUGACUAUGGGAAAAUCAACAUAAAAUAGACAAUCUGCAGAAACUAUCAAUAGGUAUUGUCUAGAAUAUACAAAAGUAUCAGGAUUGUUGAUAAAGGUUAUACGGUAUUGCUAACUGAAGAUUUAGAAUCAUUGUCUAGAACUACCUUCUUCUUAAUAUUAUAAUUUGUAUUUAGUAUCUGACACAAGGAUCUUGACACUUGAAGAGUUUCGCCAAUUCAAGUCAACUAGGUAACAGCUGAAAUGUGGAAGAUUUUGUUUCUUUUAUGACAUUAAAUGAAUUAUAUUCAGGGA